AAAUUCAAUAUUUGCAAAUAAUAAUAUCCAAUUACUUAACCUGUCUAUUUUACUAGUAAUAAAUUUUGAUUAGAUUAGUCAUUAACUAAAAUUAAUUCCUUUUUUACAAAGUCUUAACCCUAAACCGAAAGUAACGCUCAAACCAAAUUAAAACCAAAUCACAAAAUUAAUCAAAAUCUCAAAUUCAUGAACACAAUAGCACUGUUAUCGUCUUCAAUGGUUCAGCCCUUAAUCAUAUAGCCAUGGACUCCACUCUUCCUCUUUCUCAAUCAAUCCAAAUAACUCAACCCAUUUUACCCUCUUCUCCUAAUAAACUCCCUGUCAAACGCAAAGCAACCGACGACCCCUUUACCGGCGCCGGCGCCGGUGAUGCCAAUGGAGGAGUUGGAGAAAUGGGUUCGGACCCACCAUUCAAAUUUCAUAGAAUAUGGACUGAACCGGAUGAGAUCCGGUUUCUUCAAGGUCUACUUGAUGGGUCAUCGGAAAAUCUCUUCUUCCCUCGUGAUCUUAAUGUUUUCUAUACUCGUUUUUCGAAUACUAUGUCGCAGCCUUAUACGAAAUCUCAGCUUUCAGAGAAGCUUCGUAGGCUUCGGAAGAAGUUUCGGGUUAUUUCUUCUCGUUUGAGUAAAGGGUUAGAUAGGUCGUUGUUGUCUCCUCAUGAUCGUGCUUUGUAUGAUCUAUCGAAACAGCUAUGGCAUCCUGAUUUUUCUGAUACAUCGCCUUUUAAUGCUGAGAAAUCGAAGAAAUCGAAUUUGGUUGGGGUUAAGGUUAGUUUUUUGCCGAAUAUUUAUGACCCAAAUCGAUAUGGUAUUGUUCCUUACCAAGAUGAGAAUGGGUCGAACUGUAAUGGUGUUUCAGUGAAUGAGGAAGUGGAACAGGGUGAAGAAGAUAAAGAGAAUGAUGGUAAUGUUGAGUUUGAUGAUGAAGAUGGGAAGUUGAGUGAGGUGAAUGUGGAAUUGGAUACAGGGGAGAUAGGGGAUGAACGCGUUGAAUUUAGUCGUGUGAAUGGUCCGGUUCCAGUUGGAAUUGAAUUUGGUGUUGGGGAUACUGCUGCAAAAGUGGUAAUGGAUGUGUUUGAUGAGUGUUUGAAAGAUUUUAGAAAUGGAGAAAGAUCAAAUCUUGGUGCUGUUAUGAAGGAAACAAGCUCGAACGAGUUUGAAGAGAGGUGGAAGGAACAAAGAGUCGCGGAGUUGAAAGUAUUGGCUCGUCGUAUGAGGUUGGUACUUGAGCAUUCUCUUCAAAGUCUAUGAGUAAAUGUGUUAAACUGUAUAUGGUUUGAGUUUUGAGUUUAGAUUUCCGUAGUAGCUUUUUUUCGCUCAUAUAGUAGUAUUACUACCUUUUGUUCAAGAAAUUUUGUAAAUUUAUGGCAAAAGAAGAGGUUUCUUUUUCAUA
Messenger RNA from Solanum pennellii, 1392 nucleotides. RefSeq names its product probable transcription factor At5g28040. The coding region runs from base 243 to 1250 and encodes 335 amino acids. Gene Ontology annotation, biological process: regulation of DNA-templated transcription. The transcript has a single exon. Gene Ontology annotation, cellular component: nucleus. NCBI's taxonomy places the organism in Eukaryota, Viridiplantae, Streptophyta, Magnoliopsida, Solanales, Solanaceae. The record is from RefSeq and is a predicted model, not a curated record.